AUGCUUAGGUCUUCAUUUUCUCAAAAUCUACGGAUGUUCGUAAGACUUUAUUCUGCAUCACCGACAACUGGAACUGCUUCAUUAAGGUCUAAAUACGAUAAAACUGUCUUCAAGCCGCUUAUACUACUGCUUAUAGUGGGCUCAAUAGCUACCAAUGUAAUUGAACAAAAGAAAAGACAUUUUGAGAUGGAAAGGCGUUAUAAUUUAAAAAUACACAUUUUAGAGGACUUGAUUGACCGGGUUAAAUAUAAUAACGAUACUACUUUUUCAGUUGAACAAGAGCUAUAUCUAGUGAAUAAAAUGCUUGCCCGACAUUCUGGAGCUAUCUCUUUGAAUCCAAAAAUAAGGAAUGAACCGGAGCUAGAAGAUUCUUCAACCGAACCAAACUCCCCACGUAAUGGUGAUACUAAUAAAAAAAAUUAUUCUGACAUGGAACUUGAAUCUGUUGAAGAACUAUUUAAAAAUAUUUUUGAUGAAAUUAAUGAAGUUUCAGAAAAGGACCACUCUGCUUCUUUAGAUAUUCAGCGUCAGUCAAAACCUAAAUCACACCCGUCAUCUGAUGAGAUUGUGAUAGAUAGACAAAUAAUUGCACAAAAUGCAAAACAGGAAAAGCAACAGAAAAUGUUUAAACCUAACACUGAACAGCAUGUCAUAGUACCGAUUCCCGGUGAUUAUGUUGCUGCUGCAGAGGCUACAAAAGUAUCUCGUUUUUUAUGA
Messenger RNA from Eremothecium cymbalariae DBVPG#7215, 717 nucleotides. RefSeq names its product Ina22p (gene INA22). The record is from RefSeq and is a predicted model, not a curated record. The transcript has a single exon. Bases 1 to 717 code for a protein of 238 amino acids. Lineage: Eukaryota; Fungi; Ascomycota; Saccharomycetes; Saccharomycetales; Saccharomycetaceae.